This is a messenger RNA of Acanthamoeba castellanii str. Neff, 348 nucleotides long. RefSeq lists its product as uncharacterized. NCBI's taxonomy places the organism in Eukaryota, Discosea, Longamoebia, Acanthamoebidae. The record is from RefSeq and is a predicted model, not a curated record. The transcript has 3 exons. The coding region runs from base 1 to 348 and encodes 115 amino acids.
AUGACGUCGGGCAACUUUGACAUGACGGACGAUCGCGUGACAUCCCCAGACCGCCGCGACCUACUCCAUCAUCUUUCCCUGGCGGCCAUGAUCCCCGGCAUCGCGGUCAUCGUGCGACAAACUACGACCAACAUCGAUGCCGGCGCGGGUCUGCCGUGGAAAAACGUCAUGGGCUUCUGGAUACUCGGUUACACAGACUUUAUUAUGGCGAUCAACUCCACCGGCACGGGCAGCGCCUCGUACGAUGCCAGAGCCAAUGCCAGCACGGAAUUGCAAUCCAAGAAGAAGCGCCCCCUCAUCACUGCUGAGACCAAGGCCAAGCAGGUCACAGGCGCCAAUGGAAAGUGA